AUGGCCUCUGGAGUAGUGCUCAAGUCGACUUCACUGCACUCCGGGGGUGAGUCUCAUUUCAGGGUCCUGGGCAGAUACAGAGGUUCUCAGCAGAAUCCAGAUGGGGCUUUGUAUGUGCCAGGGAAGUCAUCAGUCCGGCCUCAGAAAGAGACCCAGCUGGACGAGGGAUUGGCUGCAGAGGAAACAGAGCUGGCUGCCAGAGGGGAAGCUUCUCUGAGCUGGAUGGAACCUUACAGCAUUGGGGCUGGUCUGCAGAACCCAGGGAACGCCUGCUACAUGAAUGCAGCUCUCCAGUGCCUGACGUACACCCUGCCACUUACCAACUAUCUGCUGUCACAGGAGCACUCCCACACCUGCCAGCGCCGUUCAGAGCUCUGCAUGCUCUGUGCUCUGGAAAGUCACUUUACUUGGGCUCUGCACAGUCCCGGCCACAUGACCCAGCCCUAUAAGGCAUUGGCUGCUGGCUUUCAUAGAAACCACCAAGAAGAUGCCCAGUUUCUGAUGUUCGCGCUUGAUGCCCUCAGGGCAGCAGGCCUGUCUGGCCUCAACUGCGAGUUGGGGCCCACAGAGCACCAGCCUCUAAGCCAUAAGCUAGCUGGAGGCCGCUGGAGGUCUCAAGUCACAUGUCUCCAGUGCCAAGGCACUUCAGACACACGGGACCCUUACCUGGACAUCAUGCUGGAGAUCCAGGCUGCCAAGAAUGUACAGGAAGCCUUGUGGCAUUUGGUGAGCCCGCAAGAGCUGGACGGGGACAAUGCCUAUGAUUGCGCUGCCUGCCUCAAGAAGAGGCCUGCGUCCUGCACGCUUACCUUGCACAUGUGUGGGGAUGUGCUCAUUUUGGUCUUGAAGAGUUUUUCUGACUUCACGUAUGACAAAAUGGCAAAGCCCAUGCACUCCUGUUUGGACAUGAGGCUUUACCUGUCUCAGCAGAAUGGGGGGCCACUGGAGUACAGGCUGUAUGCUGUCCUUGUGCACGUGGGCUUGCAUCGUACCAGAUGACAUUACCUGUGCUAUGUCAAAGCCGGCAAUGGCUGCUGGUAUCAGAUGGAUGAUGCGAAGGUCAGCACCUGUGGCCUGACUUCAUCCUUGAAGCAAAGUGCCUACGUGCUCUUUUAUGUGCGCAAGGGUGGAUGGGAUGGUGCUGGAGACCAGCUCUGGCAAAGGAUGCCUGGAUUGGCGAGAUGA
This is a messenger RNA of Ochotona princeps (American pika), 1185 nucleotides long. RefSeq names its product ubiquitin carboxyl-terminal hydrolase 17-like. Gene Ontology annotation, biological process: protein deubiquitination; regulation of apoptotic process. Gene Ontology annotation, molecular function: cysteine-type endopeptidase activity; cysteine-type deubiquitinase activity. Gene Ontology annotation, cellular component: nucleus; cytosol. Lineage: Eukaryota; Metazoa; Chordata; Mammalia; Lagomorpha; Ochotonidae. The record is from RefSeq and is a predicted model, not a curated record.